AUGGCUACUAAACCUACCGAAAAAGAAUUAUCUGAUGUUACAUUAGCCGUGCAAAAAUUGUGGGACUUGGAUACUAAUAGAUUAACACCAGGUGUUGAUUAUGAUCUUAACUUGCCAUUGGCACUUCGUAGAGGAGAUAACACGCGAGAUCAUUUAUUUAAAUUUGUAUCCAAUAAACCUAGCAAAAUGCCGACAUUUCAAUUAUUUUAUCAUUUGCUUGAUAAUUACAUUCCAGAAACCGGUAUACCGGAAGAAGUCGAUACUCACGAAUUAAGUGAAAAUCAGGCUUUCCUUAAGGCAUGUUUACAAACUGCUCCAAUGAUUUACACUUUAAAUUAUUUGAAAGCAAAAGGACUAUUUCAGGGAACUGAAGCUGCAUUUGAAAAGGCACUUGAUAAGAUAUGGUUUAAACUUUAUAGAAGAGAAGGUGUUGGUAAAGAUUCCUCCGCUUUUGAGCACGUUUUUGUUGGUGAGGUUAGAAACGGGGAAGCAAAAGCGUUUCAUAAUUGGAUUACGCUUUACUUUUAUGAGAAAACCGGUAAAAUUGAUUAUGAAGGUUUCGUUCCAAGCAGGGGAAGAAAUGAAAAGCCCGAUCCAACUGCUCAUAUAAUUCCCAUAAGAUUUACGUUUAAAGGAGCCCUUAAACCUUUCUCCACUUCAUUCAUCGGCACCUCUCCAGAAUUCGAGUUGGCAAUGUAUACCAUGUUAUUUUAUCUUGGAAGACAAGAUACCAAAGCGAGAUUAGAUGAUAUCAAUUUAAACAUUAAGAUUUAUCCUUUUUUUGAAAAAGAUGGUGAUGGUACCAAAUUAAUAGGUUCCGCUUUUCCCGAGAUCGUUUAA
Messenger RNA from Funneliformis caledonium, 840 nucleotides. Lineage: Eukaryota; Fungi; Glomeromycota; Glomeromycetes; Glomerales; Glomeraceae. The record is from the annotation of a GenBank genome assembly.